Ceutorhynchus assimilis (cabbage seed weevil) is the source of this 1496-nucleotide messenger RNA. NCBI's taxonomy places the organism in Eukaryota, Metazoa, Arthropoda, Insecta, Coleoptera, Curculionidae. The record is from the annotation of a GenBank genome assembly.
GCAGGAGAAGAGAAUUCCUAUAUUUCAUAUUCUUGUAGCAUAUUUUAGUCUGAAAUCCUAAAACAUCGUUUUCCUAAUUUCUAAAGAAAAGAAUUAAGUUUUUGAGGAUGGAGAACCUUCGAGAAAGCGAGAAACUCGUCCAAUGUCCCUACAAUCCAUCCCAUCACAUCCGUCAGAGCCGCAUGGACGUGCACUUGACCAAAUGCAGAAGAUCCUACAGAGAAAGCGAGGAAAUUGUGAUCUGCGAUUUCAACACCUCUCACCGCAUCUCAAAGCUGGAACUACAAUACCAUCACGAAAAUUGCCCCUCUCGAAAAUCUACAGAACUAUCAGUUUUCAUGGAAGCAGAGAAAAUACCAAUCCCUAUUAAAGCGCCACUAGUUCCUGUACCUGUUGAUCAAACUUGGGAUCUUGCCCCACCAGUUAAAUCUUACGACCCGCAAAAAUACUGCGAAGAAAACAAAAUUUUGCGCAGAAUCGAUACCGAAUCGGCUGCGAAAAGGCGCGAUUUUCGCGAGUCCGAAAGAUUGAGGUUUUCUAAUUUGCCACAAGAAGAACCCAGCCAAGACAGAAAACCCAGCGAUAAAAAACCCAAGGAGAAUAUGCAUCAUUUGCCGCCGGUACCGAAAUUCGCUAACAACUUAGAAAGAGCACCUGCUGAUAUUAUGAUCAGGCCUCCAAAGGUGGUUAUUCCGAAAAGGAAGAAUUAGUUUUUGGGGGUUGAUUUAUUAUUAUUUUUUUUUGACACAAAGAAUUUAAAUAUUUUUUUUGUAAUUUCAGUUCAUUAAGGUAAAGUUUGUACUAAUUUGAAACUUUUUAAAUUUAAGUUCAAACUUGUUUAGUAAUUGUGGCAAGUAUCCACUCUUUUGAAUGCUAUACAAGUUUCAAAUUUGUACUAUAGGCUUAGUUAUUUGAAAGAAAAAAAAUAAUGUUUUAUUCAGAGUUUGUUAUUUUAAGAAAUGUAAUAUUCUAUUUUUGUUACAAUAAUAAUAGGAAUAGUUGUAAUAAAAUACAUAGAGUUUUUCGAGUGACUGAUCUGAGAUUCUGGACGCUGAUUGACCAAAAUUAGGAGAUCGCUCAAUUUAAACGAUUAACCCAAGGCCCUAGUGAGACCCCAAAAUCUACCCAAUCAGAGGCCAAAAUCUCAGAUCACACAGUGGAAAAAGUCUAGAAUGGAUAUUAAAGGCUUAUCAAUAUUAUUUUUGUGAAAAAGUGCCACUUAGAAUAAAUUAUUUUUUUGCAUAUUAUUAUAUUAGAUAUCGGUUUUUUCUUAUUAUAUUAUUUAAGCGUUGCACUCGGGAUGGUUGAGAAAUUUGAAAUCAUUUGAAUUGGGUCUAAACCCUAAUUAGUUUACCAGCAUUUCAAAUUUUUUGAUCAAAAGAGUUGAAGUAGGAACCAAUAUUAUUAAGAAAUAUUUAUAAGUUUGAUUUAUGAUUAUUUUUGUAGUUUGUGAAUAAUUACAUUUCUAUUUUGCGAAUAAAUGUUGGGAACCAAAA